Messenger RNA from Hibiscus syriacus, 927 nucleotides. Its product is annotated as high mobility group B protein 14-like. The coding region runs from base 180 to 716 and encodes 178 amino acids. The record is from RefSeq and is a predicted model, not a curated record. Lineage: Eukaryota; Viridiplantae; Streptophyta; Magnoliopsida; Malvales; Malvaceae. The transcript has 6 exons.
CACUGACCACAAGCGCUCGUUUUCGGCUAUAAACAGUCGAGUGGUGGUGGUGGUGGUGGCAACUGACUGACCGGUAAGAGCCGGCGGACACAAAGCAAAGAGGAAGCUCUGGGUCCCCAUCCCCUGUUUGCCUGAGAAAUAGAAGCAAAAAAUGGCGAAGAAAGCUUCAAAUUCGAAAAAUGAUGGUUCAUCUUCAACCUCCGCUACUUCCGCUAAGAGCCCACCAACAGCAUCCAAUUAGAGUUUUUGGGGUUAACAAUAGACACUUUUGCUUGAAAAAAAUUGGUAGCCAAAUGGCAUUGAGGGUAAAAUCAAGUGAUAAAAUGAAGAAGAUAGCUCAAGGGAGUGUUGUUAGCGUGAGAGAAACGAGACCCAAGUCGAAGUCAAGGCUCAAAUCGAAACAGCAGCAGCAGAAGAAGAAGACAACAAAAUUCGAUGCUAAAAUGCCCAAGAAACCACCGACUGCUUUCUUUUACUUCUUGGAGGAUUUUCGCAAGGAAUUUCAAGAGCAGAACCCAGAUAUCAAGUCAAUGCGUGAUAUUGGGAAGGCAUGUGGUGAGAAGUGGAAGACGAUGACAUACGAGGAGAAAGUUAAAUAUUACGAUAUUGCAACCGAGAAACGAGCAGAGUUUGACAGAGCCAUGGCAGAAUAUAAUAAAAGAAAGGAAAGUGGCGAAGAUGAAGAAACUGAAGAUGAUUCAGAUUAUGAGGAAUAAAUCGAAACCUUACUGUUGUAUCAGGAAAUGCAUAGAUGUAGUGGUUUAUGACUUACGAGUUGCACAUAUUAAUGUAGGGGGAUAUGUUCAUCAUCCCGGUAUCAUUUGUGUGUAAAUUACUGCUUGGAUAUUGCCCUUACAUUAUUGCCAUGCAGACUUGAAAAACUUCAUCUGACUAUUAUAAUUCAAGUAAAUAUUCAUGAAUUUGAUG